ACUAAUAGUAUCUAUAUUUUAUCUCGGUAUUAGUGUUGAAAUUAUUUAUUUAAUUGUCACAAAUAUUUAUUUUACCCAUCGUGUAUCAAAUUUAUACGGAUAGUUGUUUGAAUGAAAUUCGCUUACAGGAUAUUUUAUUAUUUUAUACUUAAAUGACUACUCGAAGAAGAAGAGGAAAUUCUGAUUCAGACCAAGCUUCUUAUUCUUCUAGUUAUUUAACUCAAGAAUCAACGGUUGAAAGAAAGAUUAAUAAAAUAAUGCCACGAGAUCGUACUGCCGAAUUUAACAGUGCAGUCAGAUCUUUGCAAGGCCGACAAAUUGCAAAAGCUGUUCAAGAUAGAGAUGUAAAAAAAGUCAAAGCUCUCCAAAGCUAUGGAGAAUUUAUGAUGGUAGCCAAAAGUGUUGGCUAUAAUAUUAGUAACACUUAUGCUAAAUUAGAGAAAUUGACAUUACUUGCAAAACGUAAAUCAUUAUUUAAUGAUAAACCACAAGAAAUUCAAGAAUUAACUUACAUAAUCAAAGAAGAUUUGAAUAGUUUAAACCAACAAAUCGCAAAAUUACAAGAAGUUGCAAAAUUACAAAAAGCUACUCAGAAUAAUGUUGGACGGAAACAUUUAUUGUCACAUGAAUCGACUGUUGUAUUAUCAUUACAAUCAAAGUUAGCUAAUAUAUCAAAUGAAUUUAAACAAGUUCUUGAAAUAAGGACUAAGAACUUAAAACAUGCAAAAUCGAGAAGAGAUCAAUUUUCUCCAGACAAUAAUUUGGUUACAUUAUCUGAUUCAUCAGCAUUAGUACCUAGACACAAUUCUAUUUUAAUGUCAAGUAAUCAAUGUGCAAUUAAUAUGGAUAAUAAUGACAAUCAAGAUCGUUUACAAGUAACUCAACAAACACAAGCAAUGGCAGUUUAUGAUAAUACGGAUCAAUAUUUAUAUAGUAGAGCGGAAACCAUGCAAAAUAUUGAAUCAACUAUUGUAGAAUUAGGUGGAAUAUUUCAACAACUGGCGCAUAUGGUCAAAGAACAAGAAGAAAUGGUUGAGAGAAUUGAUACCAAUGUUCAAGAUGCUGAAUUAAGUAUUGAAGCAGCUCACAGCCAAAUUUUACGCUACUUCCAAUCUGUGACUUCAAAUCGUUGGUUAAUGAUAAAAAUAUUUGGUAUUUUAAUAUUUUUUUUUAUUUUUUUUGUUGUAUUUCUUUCUUAA
This is a messenger RNA of Sipha flava (yellow sugarcane aphid), 1199 nucleotides long. RefSeq names its product syntaxin-5 (gene Syx5). Gene Ontology annotation, biological process: endoplasmic reticulum to Golgi vesicle-mediated transport; vesicle fusion; intracellular protein transport. Lineage: Eukaryota; Metazoa; Arthropoda; Insecta; Hemiptera; Aphididae. Gene Ontology annotation, molecular function: SNARE binding; SNAP receptor activity. Gene Ontology annotation, cellular component: SNARE complex; Golgi membrane; endomembrane system. The transcript has 6 exons. The record is from RefSeq and is a predicted model, not a curated record. Bases 153 to 1199 code for a protein of 348 amino acids.